Messenger RNA from Euleptes europaea (tarantolino), 1629 nucleotides. It is a transcript of the gene CCDC77, whose product is annotated as coiled-coil domain containing 77. The coding region runs from base 1 to 1629 and encodes 542 amino acids. The transcript has 13 exons. Gene Ontology annotation, cellular component: centrosome. NCBI's taxonomy places the organism in Eukaryota, Metazoa, Chordata, Lepidosauria, Squamata, Sphaerodactylidae. The record is from RefSeq and is a predicted model, not a curated record.
AUGGCUUAUUCUCCAAGAACACCCCCUGCUUCCAAAAAGUCCACCACCCCCAAACGGGCCGGUUCCUCAACUCCUAACCAGAACGACUCAACUCCUCUUCCUUCAAUCAAUGAGCGAUUGGCCUACCUCCGCCCCUCCCUGCAACUCCUGGAGUAUUACCGAAAGAAGAUUGCCCAGUUCGACGAAGAACAUGAAGAGCUGGUUAAAAGGCUGGAGAAAUAUAAAGCAACAUAUGAUGAGCAGCACAAAUUGCAAUGGGAAAUGCAACAGCGGGAAGAAGAAAUUGCCGAGCUGCAGAAGGCCCUGAGCGACAUGCAAGUUUACCUCUUCCAGGAAAGGGAACAUGUUCUGCGCCUUUACGCUGAGAACGACCGUCUAAAAAUCAGGGAGCUUGAGGACAGGAAGAAGAUCCAGCAUCUUUUGGCUUUAGUGGGGACAGAUAAUGGUGAGGUCACCUAUUUUCACAAGGAACCACCUCACAAGGUCACUGUUCCUCAGAGACUGACCAAGAACAGAGAUCCACAUGAACAAAAUGAAAACAGCGCUGUAAAAACAGGUAUUAAGAGCUCUGCCUCAAAGCCAACAGCAAAAGGAGGGAAAUCAGAAAGCGCAGAGAGAUACCAGAGAGACAACCAGACACUCUUAUUACAGGUGGAAGCCCUUCAAGCUCAACUGGAAGAGCAGGCUCGGCUUGCCAAAGAGCAGCUUGAAGGCUUGCUAGAAGACCGGCGUAUUCGCAUAGAAGAAGCUCAGGUUCAACAUCAGAGGGAUCAGGACAAAAUCAAAGAGCUUAUCGAAAAAUACAACAAAGCUCAAAACUUGCUAUAUGAGAGCACCAGAGAUUUUCUCCAACUGAAAUUUGAGGCACGGACCAAUGAGAAAUCCUGGAUGGCCGAGAAGGACAGUCUGUUAAGGAAGCUGGACAAAAGGAUAGAUGAUGGGAUAGAUGAGCCAAAACGAAGCAAGGUUCGGUGGAACCGUGACAGAACCCGGGAGCGCAGCUGGAGCCCGCCAGGCAGCAGUCCCGACUGGCGGGAGGAGAGCAGCCCAGAAGAGUGGGAGAGCAGUCCCUGUCAGCAUAGCUUCAGUCAGAAGUUAGGAAGCUGUGCAGAGAAGACCAAGCGCAUCUCCCCUGCAGAGAAGACCAAGCACAUCUCCCGAGCAGAGCGUGAACAUUGCAAAGCACAUAGUGCAGACGUUAAGGCUCUGCGGGGCCAAUUGAUGCAGGAGCAGCAAUUAGCCACCAUGUAUCGAGAGCAGUGCGUUGCCUUGGAAGAAGAGCUGGCAAAGAUUCGGGAAGAAGGAGACGUAGGCCGAGAGCUCUUCAAGGAGCGCUCAGAAAAAAUGGGGAAGCGGCUGCAGCUGAUGACCCAACGCUAUGAGGCAUUGGAAAACAGGCGGGGCAUGGAGGUGGAAGGCUAUAGGAACGACAUCAAGCAACUUCGGCAAAGGCUGAAGGAUGUGGAGAAGCAGCUUUUCAAGGUGGCAAUGUCAGUUGGGCCAGACCAAGACCUGGCAAUUCUGCAUGAAGUUCGCCAAGGGAACCAAAAGACUAAAAAAUUGCAAGGGGAACUGAGAAACUUAAAGUCAAAAAUCCACAGCCUGGAAAACGAACUACGAGUCUGUUGA